Messenger RNA from Pseudoliparis swirei, 4097 nucleotides. It is a transcript of the gene mecp2, whose product is annotated as methyl CpG binding protein 2. Gene Ontology annotation, molecular function: chromatin binding; double-stranded methylated DNA binding; methyl-CpG binding. Bases 278 to 2890 code for a protein of 870 amino acids. The record is from RefSeq and is a predicted model, not a curated record. Lineage: Eukaryota; Metazoa; Chordata; Actinopteri; Perciformes; Liparidae. Gene Ontology annotation, cellular component: nucleus; heterochromatin. Gene Ontology annotation, biological process: negative regulation of transcription by RNA polymerase II. The transcript has 7 exons.
GUUCUUUGGGUUCAUUUCAGUUCAAUUGAGAUAUUUACAGAUAUCAGAGAGCGUCCCUGAACGUCUCAGUAUGACCGCGGUCUUCACAUCUCGCGGAACUACACCGCCCCUGCGCUCGCGCUGUUGGGUGUUGUUGACCUCAUCUUCGUUCAGAUCUCGCGAUGUUUUGCGGGCAGACGGCGGUUGAAAUGGAGUCGGAGGGGGCGGGGUGCAGCAGGAGGGAGAAGAGAUGUUUGGAGGCUUUUUUAAAAACAUAUAAUUAUUUAUUUAAAUAAAAAUGGCCGCCGUGGAGAGCGGAGAGGAGAGACUGGAGGAGGGUGAGGAGGGACCUGUCGACCCCCAGUCACCCAUCAGAGGGAGAGAUAGGUCCCACAGCAAGACCAAGAAGGCCCGCAGGGAGCGUCGCCUUGCUGACCGGGGGGCGGAGUCACCGAUGGGGGCGGAGCCACAGACCCAGGCAUCGGAGACGGCGGCGGGCCCCUCGGAGCCGGGGUCAGAGCCGGCGGCCGCCGGCGAGUCCGCCGGUUCUCCCAGGCAGCGGCGCUCCGUCAUUCGGGACCGCGGGCCGCUGUACGACGACCCGUCGCUGCCCGAAGGCUGGACCCGCAAACUCAAGCAGAGGAAGUCCGGACGCUCGGCGGGGAAGUUCGACGUCUACCUGAUCAACUCGGACGGGAAAGCCUUUCGCUCCAAGGUCGAGCUCAUCGCUUACUUCCAGAAGGUCGGCGACACGACCACCGACCCCACUGAUUUCGAUUUCACCGUCACCGGACGCGGGAGCCCGUCCCGCCGCGAGAAACGCCCCCCGAAGAAAGUGGCGGCGGUGAAGCCGUCGGGACGAGGCCGGGGGAGGCCCAAAGGCAGUGGGAAGACGAGCCAGGCUACGGAGGGCGGGGCCAUUAAACGCGUGGUUGGGAAAACGGCGGGCAAGAUGCCCUUAAGCAAGGCAGAUCCCUCCAACGCCUCCACCUCCACGGCUUCAACGGCGGCCUCUCCUGCCCCGGUGCCCAAAGCCCGACCGGACAGGAAGAGGAAAUCGGAACAGGAACAACCGGCUCCACCACAGACCACCCCCAAGAAACGGGGCAGGAAGCCGGCCUCGGCGGCAUCGACGGUUGCCACGGCGUCCGCCUUCGCGGCGCCGACCACCGCGGCGCCGACCUCCGCGGCGCCGACCCCCGCGGCGCCGACCCCCGCGGCCGGGAGCUACGUCGCGGCGGCCAUUUUAGCCGCGGAGGCCAAACGGAGAGCGGCCAAGGAGUCUGCCGCCAAACUGGUCGUCAAGGAGACGGCCCUGCCGAUCAAGAAGCGCAAGACAAGAGAGACACUGGAGGAGGCGGACAACGUUCAGACUCUGGCCGCGACCGCGGCGGAGAACGAAAGGAGGGUCGCGGUGGAGGCCGGUAAAGGGGAGGGAGCGCCCCCCCCAGAGCCUCAGCCCGCCCCCUCUGAUCAGAGCCAAUCACAGAACCAGCCCGCCGCUUCAGACGAAAGCCAACCGCACGGACACGAGGCGCACAAAGGGAGGAAGCACAAGGAGAAAACGGGAACAGCGGCAGGAGAAGGAAGAAGCAGAGGAGAGGAGGUUGAAGAAGACGUCAGCGACAAGGGAGGAAGUAGCAGCAGCGGCAGUAGCAUCAGCCCAUCAAAGAGCCACAAAAGGAAGGACCGGCCGCCUCACAAACACCACCACCACCACCACCACCACCAUCGCCACCAACAUUCCUCCGCCUCCGUGUUGGAUCAGCCUCCUCCGGCCUCCGGACCCCCGGCGCCCUCCGGCCCGUCCAAGCCCGAGGCCAAGGCUGCGGCGCCGCUCACCCAGCAAACUCCUCCAGGAGCCCCGUCGAGGUCGGCCCCUCAGGCCCCGCCUGAACCGCCAAACCAACCCCCGCCUCGCUCCCAGCAGCAUCCCCGGUCUCCCAGUCGGCCCCAAGCCCAGCCUCGGUACCCAGCGGCCCAGCUCUCUCCUACCGGGCGAGUCUCGCCCCAGCCGAGGUCCCAGCCGCCGCCCCCCCAACCCCAAAGUCCGAUCCAGUCCCCUGCUCAGCACCACAUCCAGCCUGCUCCGCCUCCGUCGCCCCCUUCUCAACCCCCGUCCAUCCUGCAGAUUCAUCCGCCCCAAACAAGACCUCCACGAGCCCAGUCCCCCACAGUCCUCCAACCUCAAGCCCAGCCCCGGCACUCACUGCAGCCUCAGCUCCAGGCCCAGUCCAGGACCCCAGCCGAACUUCAGAAUCAACUGCAGCACCGAUCUCUUUCCCAAAUGCAGCCCACGACCCCAGCCCAAACUCCACCUCAAGCCCAGACCAGAACCCCAGCCCAAACUCCAGCUCACCUGCAACCCAGGCAUCAAGCACAGCCGGAGACCCAGGCAAGGCCGCCAUUGCAGCACCAACCCCAGCCUCAGUACCGACCACAACCCAGACCGCCUCCCUCCCAGUCCAGGCCUCCCCAGUCCCAAGCACAACCAAAUGUUCAUCGGAUUCAAACGCAGCCGCGCCCCCAGCUCACCCGGCCCCACGCGCAGCACCCCUCGUCCCACCGACCGCCUCCCGGCCCAACCAGAACCGGCCAGGGUCCGGUUCAACAGAACCAGAGCGAACAGCCCCAAGAUCUGAGCACGGCGCGGGCCGGCCGAGGAAACCCGCCGCCGAUCCGAGAGGGCGGCGCGAUGGCGGCGGAGCCGGCCUCGGGAAGAGGGUCAAACGGCGGCCCGAGGCCCUCCGCACCCCCGGGUGCCGCCGGGGACGGCCCGGUCCCCGGGAGGCUGCGGCCGGAGCCGGAGGCGGUGGAGUUCAGAGACAUCGUCCCCCAGCCCGCCAGCCCCCGACCCGGCCGGGAGGAGACCGUCGAGUCUCGGACCGCCGUCAGCGAGAGGGUCAGCUGAUCGGGGCGUCGGGGGGAGAAGAGGAGCGGGAGGAGGCGCAGAGGUUUCACACUGUUCUCAGACAGGAGGAACGCCGUCUGGUUGUUUCUGGACACUUUGUAAAGUUCUGGAUCGGAGAGGACGGGGAGGACGACGUGUCUUUUUAUAGGAAAAACAAAGAGGACAAAAAAAACUAUAAAAGAAAAAAGCAAAGAAAAAGUGUGUGUAUAUAACCAAAAGGCAGCUGUAGUCCCGCUAGGGGGGGGGGGAGGGGGAGGAGCCUAAACGCGUCACCACGUUACCAAAUGUUGCUUCCGGAAUAUAAACCCCCGUUUAUUUUUUACCUAUUUUUAUCGUUUAUUGUUUCGUCCGUUGUUCAGCUUUAAACUGAUAUUAUGGUCUGUCGCUCAUCGGCCAGUCCGAGGAGGGACGGCUCGUCUCCACGGAAACCGGCCGAGAGACUCGAAGCCUCGGAGGUGGUUUUCGCUUCGUGAACCGGAGUCUUUCGGACCCGGAGGUCUCGCCGCCUUUCCUCCGACGUCCGUCGCUUCGCUCUCGACGUUUCGUUCGGUUCUUCCGGUGAAAGAUUCUCCCGUUCUGGUUUUCGCCGGGUCCGUCCGGGUCAAGCCGACCCGUCUUCGUUCCAGUCUGGACUCUUCUCGUGGUCUUCGCCCGCACGGGGGACCCCAUGAGCGAGGUCCGGUUCGGCAUUCACGUGGACGCCAUCCGGAGAGUUGAACCCGUGAAACGAGGAAGACGAGAUGUUCUGAUCCGGCCUCCGACGUUCCCAGUGGAUCCAGAGUUCACGAGGACCGGAUCGGUUGACCAACGUGCCCCGUCCUCUCACCUGGUCGGCUUGGAUUCGCCUGAGGGCCGAAGCCCCCCCCCCCCCCCCCCCAGUCAGCAUGCCAUCUGUCACGCGGCCGCCUAAAUCCAACGCCCCCCCCCCCCCCCCUCCGCGACGCCUCCACCGGACUCUGCGGCCCCAGUGACCGGCCGCCAUCUUGCAUGUCCCUGAGUCUCGUGUCUCUUCUCGCCGGGCCGGCGGCGCCGUGUCGUGUUUCUAGACGUAGUCGCGCCGCGCGGCGACUUCCUGCUCGCUCGCAUCCGGGAGGAAGUUCUGCUUCCCCUCGGUCGGAUUCAGAGGAACUCCAACGCGCUGUAGACGAAACUAGUUUUUACCUGUUUUCUUAUUUUCAUUUCUAACUAAAAGCGUUUGUUGUCCCGA